AUGGGUAAAGGUAAACCAAGAGGAUUGAACUCCGCUAGAAAAUUACGUGUCCACAGAAGAAACAACCGUUGGGCUGAACAAAAAUAUAAAUCCAGAUUAUUGGGUACCGCUUUCAAAUCAUCUCCAUUCGGUGGUUCAUCUCACGCUAAAGGUAUUGUUUUAGAAAAAAUUGGUAUUGAAUCAAAACAACCAAACUCUGCUAUCAGAAAAUGUGUUCGUGUUCAAUUAAUUAAAAACGGUAAAAGAGUUACUGCUUUCGUUCCAAACGAUGGUUGUUUAAACUAUGUUGAUGAAAAUGAUGAAGUUUUAUUAGCUGGUUUUGGUAGAAAAGGUAAAGCUAAGGGUGAUAUUCCAGGUGUUAGAUUCAAAGUUGUUAAAGUUUCUGGUGUUUCAUUAUUAGCUUUAUGGAAAGAAAAGAAAGAAAAACCAAGAUCAUAG
This is a messenger RNA of Hansenula ciferrii, 438 nucleotides long. RefSeq names its product 40S ribosomal protein uS12 (gene RPS23B). Gene Ontology annotation, biological process: translation. The record is from RefSeq and is a predicted model, not a curated record. Bases 1 to 438 code for a protein of 145 amino acids. The transcript is spliced from 2 exons. Gene Ontology annotation, cellular component: cytosolic small ribosomal subunit; ribosome. Gene Ontology annotation, molecular function: structural constituent of ribosome. Lineage: Eukaryota; Fungi; Ascomycota; Saccharomycetes; Phaffomycetales; Wickerhamomycetaceae.